GUAACACGGCCCAGAGCUCUCCUCUUUACGUAGUGUAUUUUUUUUUGCCCCUGCCUCGGUUGCUUCCCGUUCCCCGUGCCGCCAUUAAAAAAAGCGUCGGCUUGGUGUUUGGGAGUCGAGGAAAAUUAUGAAAAUGAUUUAAAGCGUCAACACAGUCGCCCGAGGGACGGGACUAGGUUUUAUUUAUUUUUUAUUUUAUUUACUCCGCGGUACGUACGGAGCUUCUACUGCCAACUAAACGGCGCCCCCAAACAAGUAAAAAUGCGGUUAGUGUUGGCGAAGUGAGAAAAGCCCGAGUUCGGAUUGGAGUGGGUUUCUCUGGAUCUCGGGGGUGGUGGAGGAGGAGGAGGAGGAGAAGCUGCAUUUGUUUUGGCUGCAGUUGGGAACUGAGGAGUGUAAACACAGCAAAGUAAAUCCCCCCCAGCAGCUAAGUGGCACAGUGUACUGCUUGCUGUGUGAUCUCCUCAAGAGUGGAUCUGCCAAGCUGAGAACCCCUCUGAAGGGCGGGAAGCCUCCUUCAGUGGCGGUGCGACGAUGACCGAGCUGGUUGCCAAGUGGGCUUGUGAAUACUGCACAUACGAGAACUGGCCGUCGGCCAUCAAGUGCACCAUGUGCCGUGCUCAGAGGCCCAGCGGGGGUGCCAUCAUUACGGAAGAGCCUUUCAAGAGCAGCCCUGCUCUGGAUGCCAGUCUGCACCAGUGGGACCCUGCUGGCCUCAGCAACAGCCCGACCCAGGGGGGCUCCAGCUUACUUAUCUGUCCAGAUUCCAGUGCCCGACCCCGCAUACGCAUCGCUGAUGUACCGGAGACUAGUAGCAAGUGGUCGUGCCACAUGUGCACCUACUUGAACUGGCCUCGGGCAAUCCGAUGCACCCAGUGCCUUUGCCAGAGACACCAAGCUCAACAACAGCAUGGGCCACAUUCGACCCAUCAAGGACAUCAUACCCGGCAACCACGCAGCCCCACAGAAUCCCCCCAGACCUCAGGCUCUGGAUGCCGCCCUGCUCCGUCGGCCACCACUACAGACCCCUGUGAGGAAUACAAUGACCGUAACCGGCUCAACACUCAUGCAAAGCACUGGACCUGCGCUGCCUGCACUUACGAGAACUGGGCCAUGGCACUCAAGUGUGUAGUGUGUGAUCACCCGAGGCCCAAUAGCCUGCGAGCUGAACCUAUCGAGCUGGCAUCUGAGCCCGAGACCCAACAACCAUCCUCCAAACGUAUUGAGCAGGACAGGGACAACAGGAGAGGCGUUGUUGGGCAGGGAGUCGGGAGUGUGGUGGGUUGUAGUAGCAGCCAAAGGAGGUCGCCCCCGACCUCAAAGCGGGAGUCGGAGGUGAACAUGGACUUUCAGAGGAUUGAAGUGGCGUCGGGGGCUGGGAUUGGGAGCAAAGAGGAGCUAGAGGUGGACUUCAAAAAACUGAAGCAGAUUAAGAACAGGAUGAGAAGGACUGAUUGGCUGUUCCUCAAUGCCUGUGUCGGUGUGGUGGAAGGUGACCUGGCAGCCGUGGAGGCCUACAAGUCGUCGGGAGGUGACAUUGCACGUCAGCUAACGUCGGACGAGGUGCGUCUAUUAAAUCGCCCCUCAGCAUUUGAUGACGGCUUCACGCUGGUUCACCUAGCCAUCCGCUUCCAGAGACAGGACAUGCUGGCUGUGUUACUCACAGAGGUGUCCCAACAGGCGGCCAAGUGUAUUCCAGCCAUGGUGUGUCCCGAGCUGACGGAGCAGAUCCGUCGUGAAGUGGCGGCCUCACUUCACCAGCGCAAGGGAGACUUCACCUGCUAUUUCCUCACGGACUUGGUUACCUUCACCCUGCCCGCAGACAUUGAGGACCUGCCCCCGGCCGUUCAGGAGAAACUGUUUGACGAGGUGCUGGACCGAGACGUACAGAAAGAACUUGAAGAGGAGUCGCCCAUCAUCAACUGGUCCCUGGAGCUCGGCACCAGGUUGGACAGUCGUCUGUACGCCCUGUGGAACCGCACGGCCGGCGACUGUCUCCUGGACUCCGUGCUGCAGGCUACGUGGGGCAUCUAUGACAAGGACUCAGUGCUGCGCAAGACCCUCCACGACUGCCUGCAUGACUGCUCUCACUGGUUCUUCACCCGCUGGAAGGAGUGGGAGUCGUGGUAUUCCCAGAGCUUCGGCCUGCACUUUUCCCUCCAGGAGGAACAGUGGCAGGAGGACUGGGCUUUCAUCCUGUCCCUGGCUAGUCAGCCAGGAUCCAGCUUGGAGCAGACCCACAUUUUUGUUCUUGCACAUAUUCUUCGCAGGCCAAUUAUCGUCUACGGAGUGAAGUAUUACAAAAGUUUCCGUGGCGAAACGCUCGGGUACACACGUUUUCAAGGUGUGUACUUGCCCCUUUUGUGGGAGCAGAGCUUCUGCUGGAAGAGCCCCAUCGCUCUGGGCUACACGCGGGGCCACUUCUCGGCCCUGGUGGCCAUGGAGAACGACGGCUUCGACAACCGCGGCGCGGGCGCCAACCUCAACACGGACGACGACGUGACCGUCACGUUCCUGCCGCUGGUCGACAGUGAGAGGAAGCUGCUCCACAUUCACUUCCUCUCAGCGCAGGAAAUGGGUAACGAGGAGCAGCAGGAGAAGCUGCUGCGGGAGUGGUUGGACUGCUGCGUGACGGAGGGCGGGGUCCUGGUGGCCCUUCAGAAAAGCUCCCGCCGCCGCAACCACCCUCUGGUCACCCAGAUGGUGGAGAAGUGGCUGGACGGCUACCGGCAGAUCCGCCCCUGUGCCUCUCUGUCCGACGGCGAGGAGGAGGAAGACGACGAGGACGAGUGACAAAACUGGAGUGCGGCGCGAGGGAAGUCUAUGUCUCUCUCUCUCUCUCUCUUUCUCUCUUUCUCUCUCUCUCUUUUUGUUGUUUUCGUCUUUCCUUACACGGACAAACUGUGAGCGCCUUCAGGAGAGGACGCACCCAGCACCUGUAACGGGAGACACCGCUGCUCCUCAUGCACACGCAGGCACUCGGACGUCCACCUCAAACACACGUAACACUAAACCCAAGACGGAGCACCCCAACGGCGGAUCGAGGUUUACCAAUGCAAAUGACCAUUUGUUUUGAUUUUCAAAUGUAAAGGAAAAAAAGGACUCUUUUUCCAUAGAUGUAAAUGCAUGUGGUUGUUUAAAAAAAAAAAAAACAGUAUACGGAAAUAUACCAGCAUUAAUUCAAAUCAACACUUUAUAUCUGUUCAGUGUGGCACUGACUAAAGCACACUUCCAAAUUGUUUUUUAAGAGUUGGCUUGUUUAUCAUUUAGUUUUUUUGAAGGGGCUUGGACUAAGCCAAUAGCUAUCAUUAUCUUCAGAAACCCAGAGAUUGUGUAAUACUAAAUGACUUAAAUUCUUACUACUAAGCAUUGCACAUUUAUUAAAACAUUUCUAUAUGAAUACAGUAUCAUUGCUUGAAUUAAGGUCGUAUAUGAAGCUCUUGAAAGGGGGGAUCUUCCCUUCACGUCAAAUCUACACUCAUUAAGUUUUAGUACACAAACAUUCAUGUUGGAUGUUUUGGUUUACCUUUUUUUAGACUGAUUGAACUGAAAAGUUGUGUGUGUGUGUGUUUUAUUUUUCUUCUAUGAACUUACUCUACAUAUUUAUUAUUUGGAAACUUAUAUGAGCUUAUAAGAGCUUUUUUUUUAAAUCCGUUAUUUUUGCCUUUUGUUGAUUUAUUCUCUCAAACUUGAUUGCGCAACGUUGUUGCUGUGAAGAAAACCAAUCAUGACCAUCCAUGAAAAGUUUACUUGAUUUAGUACCUUAUCUGGAUGCCUCAAAUUUGGUGCUACAUUUUAGGCAGGCAAGUUUGAGACGACCCCGAACCCCCCUCAAGUCCCACUUG
Molecule: messenger RNA, 3845 nt
Organism: Pungitius pungitius (ninespine stickleback)
Lineage: Eukaryota; Metazoa; Chordata; Actinopteri; Perciformes; Gasterosteidae
Gene: zranb1b
Product: zinc finger, RAN-binding domain containing 1b
Exons: 11
Coding region: 535-2793 (752 amino acids)
Biological process (GO): protein deubiquitination involved in ubiquitin-dependent protein catabolic process; protein K33-linked deubiquitination; cytoskeleton organization
Cellular component (GO): cytoplasm; nucleus
Molecular function (GO): K63-linked polyubiquitin modification-dependent protein binding; cysteine-type deubiquitinase activity
Source: RefSeq, a predicted model, not a curated record